Caenorhabditis auriculariae is the source of this 1118-nucleotide messenger RNA. The record is from the annotation of a GenBank genome assembly. NCBI's taxonomy places the organism in Eukaryota, Metazoa, Nematoda, Chromadorea, Rhabditida, Rhabditidae.
AUGCGCCCGUUGACCGAUGAAGAAACCGAAAAGGUUUUCACAAAACUCGCUUCGUUCAUCGGAGACAAUGUCUCCAUGCUGAUCGACAGAAGCGACGCCGACUACUGCUUCAGAAAUCACAAGGUUCCCAAUUACUCUAUUGUUCUCCGGGAUGUUCGAAUCUUGAGGAGCGCGUGUACUAUGCCUCUGAAAACUUGAUGCGACAAGCGGCAUGCAUCGCGAGAGAACCUCUUCUUUCCUUCGGCACAUGUAUCGGCAAAUUCACCAAAACCAAGAAAUUCCAUCUUCACAUCACCGCUCUUGAUUAUUUGGCCCCCUAUGCAAAGGUUCAGUUUUAAAUUUUUCAAAUAUAUUAAAAAUCAAGAUAAAAAAUAUCCUUGGUUUUGGUUUUUUUUUUUCGAUCCAAAGGCAUUUAAAUGGGACGAGUUAAAUUUCUAACGCCGAGUUUAAAGUAAAUUCCGUAAAAUGCAACAUUACCUUGGACUCUCCAAAUCUAGUUAUCUUUUUUCUGACGGCUAUUUUGCAUUAGCGGGAUCACUUUGAACACGUCAUAAACGGGGUUGGAAAAAUGAGAUCAGAAAAUUGAAAAAGUGUCAUUGUGAUUUUUCCGUUAUACUCUAGUUUUUGUAAAUUAGUUUCCUUUGAAAAUAAAAAAAAUAAAAAAGCAAAACGAUUUCGAAGUUUCCGACUUUUUGUGAAUAAAUUCAAAAAAAUUUGUUAUAGUUUUACACAUGAAACUUUUCAGUACCGAGUUUGGCUGAAGCCGAACGCAGAGCAGCAGUUUUUGUAUGGAAAUAACGUUCUGAAGUCUGGAGUCGCGAGAAUGACUGAAGGCACUCCUACGCACUCCGGAAUCGUGGUUCUGUCAAUGAGUGACGUCCCUAUAGGGUUUACUUUUACAAACAUUUUCAAAAUCGAGAUUUUGAGGACAAUCACAAAGAAUGUGUUUGCGAAAUCUUCGGAGACAUCCUGUUUUCCUUCCUAACGUUUACUCGUUUUACAGGUUUGGUGUCGCCGCAAAAGGAACUAUGGACAGCAAAAGAGCGGAUCCCACAGCGAUAAUUGUGCUUCACCAAUGCGACCUAGGUGAAUAUCUCCGAAACGAGAGUACUUUAUAA